CCAAGAUCACCAUCAACACCGACCCAAACAACAUCACCAUCGUGGAAUCGCGCGCUCGUCACCGUGCAUUCCUAGUCGCUGAACCUCCUUCGAAGGAAGAAGGCUCCCAUACUCAUCUCCCACGAAAACCCCGGCGCGCCAACAACCCCGAGAUCACGGCUACCUAAAAGGCGAGGCGGACUCAAGAGGCCCUCGGCCUGGGUUGCCGCUCGCGACCAUCGCGACUGCGCCGUCUGCGCAUCGAGCCCGUUCAGAUUCACUCUCGAGAGUCGAUAGACAGUUUGCACUCACUCAUACAGAGCGGAGAUCGCGACUCGCCUCAGUUUCACGCUCGACCUCACCCACAGAUCAGAUUGCCACUGCGAUUUUCGUCAAUAACGCGAUAACUACUUCAUCAUGGCGAACUUACACUUUGCGCACUCGGAUGCGCCGUUGCGCACGAUCCAGGAGAUACAGUUCGGCCUGUUGUCCCCGGAGGAGAUAAAGAACAUGAGCGUGGCUCACAUCCUGUACCCCGAGACGAUGGACGAAGGCAAGAUGAAGCCACGCGACCAAGGACUCAACGACCCGCGCCUCGGCUCUAUCGACAGAGGCUUCAAAUGUGCGACCUGUGACGCAGGCAUGGCGGAGUGCCCUGGCCAUUUCGGACACAUCGAGCUGGCCAAGCCAGUCUACCACCCCGGUUUCCUGAAGAAGAUCAAGAAACUCCUCGAGAUUGCCUGCCACAACUGCGGCAAGAUUUUACUUGACAGAAGUAAUCCACAGUUCAAAGCCGCUGCCUCGAUGCGCGAUCCCAAGCGCAGAUUCGAAGCCAUCUGGCGUCUGUGCAAGCCAAAGAUGAUUUGCGAUGCCGAUAUUUCGGUCGAUGACGACGAGUUUGCUCAGGAUCCGAAAGCAGCUGCGAAGAGGCCCAGCCACGGCGGUUGCGGAAACACACAACCCGAAGUCCGACAGACGGCGUUGCAGCUGUGGGGAACGUGGAAGGUUCCAAAGGACGAGGAUAACGAGAACGGACAACCGGAGAAGAAGCUGAUUACACCAGAAAUGGCGUUGCAGGUAUUCCGUAAUAUCUCCACUGACGACAUCUACGACCUCGGCCUCAACAGCGACUACGCGAGGCCAGAGUGGAUGAUCAUCACAGUGCUUCCCGUCCCACCACCACCUGUCAGGCCGAGUAUUUCCAUGGACGGAACUGGCCAGGGAAUGCGUGGAGAGGACGAUCUGACAUACAAGCUGGCAGAAAUCAUUCGCGCAAACGGAAAUGUGCGUCAAGCUCAAUCUGAGGGCUCCCCUGCUCACGUUGCGCUGGAGUUCGAGUCUCUCCUCCAAUACCACGUUGCUACAUACAUGGACAACGAUAUUGCUGGUCAGCCACAGUCGCUGCAGAAGUCUGGACGUCCCGUGAAGUCCAUUCGUGCUCGUCUAAAGGGAAAGGAGGGUCGUCUCCGUUCUAACUUGAUGGGAAAGCGUGUCGAUUUCUCGGCCCGUACUGUCAUUACAGGUGACCCCAACCUGGAGCUUGAUGAAGUUGGUGUUCCCCGCAGUAUCGCCAGAAUUUUGACGUACCCUGAGACGGUUACGCCCUAUAACAUUGGCAAAUUGCACCAGCUUGUCCAGAACGGUCCCAACGACCACCCCGGUGCCAAGUACAUCAUCCGCAACGAUGGUAGCCGUAUCGAUCUGCGUCAUCACAAGCGCGCCGGAGCUAUCUCCCUGGAGUACGGCAACAAGGUCGAGAGACACAUCGUCGAUGGUGAUUUCAUUAUUUUCAAUCGUCAACCCUCGCUGCACAAGGAGUCCAUGAUGGGACACAGAGUCCGCGUUAUGCCCUAUUCGACUUUCCGUCUUAAUUUGUCUGUUACAUCGCCUUACAACGCCGAUUUCGAUGGUGAUGAAAUGAACUUGCACGUUCCCCAGACCGAAGAGACGCGUGCGGAAGUCAACCAACUCUGCAUGGUGCCGCUGAAUAUUGUGUCCCCACAGCGAAACGGUCCCCUCAUGGGUAUUGUCCAGGAUACUUUGGCUGGUGUUUACAAGCUCACACGUCGUGAUGUCUUCUUGACCAAGGAGACAAUGAUGAAUGUGCUGUUGUGGGUCCCUAGCUGGGAUGGAGUCAUCCCCCAGCCGGCCAUUAUCAAGCCUCGCCCAAGAUGGACUGGCAAACAGUUGAUCAGCAUGAUCAUCCCCAAGGAGGUUAACCUGCACACUGCAAAUGAUAACCGCGAGGACGCUCCUCUUAAAGAUGAUGGUCUUCUCAUUUCUGAGGGAGAGCUUUUGUUUGGGCUGGUUACGAAGAAGGUCGUCGGAGCUACCAGUGGUGGUAUUGUCCACAUCAUUUUCAAUGAGCUUGGAUGGCUGGAGGCUCGCAACUUCUUCACUGGUUGCCAGACCGUGGUCAACUAUUGGCUCUACCACAACGGCUUCAGCAUUGGUAUUGGAGACACAAUUCCAGAUAAGGCGACCAUUGAUAAGAUCGAGGGCGCUGUCAAGGAGCAGAAGGACAUCGUUGAUGGGUUGGUUCUCGAAGCUACUACUAACAAGCUCGAGUCUCUUCCCGGUAUGAACGUUCGUGAGACUUUCGAGUCGCUUGUCUCGAAGGCACUGAACACGGCUCGUGAUAAGGCCGGUACGCGUACCGAGCAGUCUCUCAAGGACAUCAACAAUGCCGUUAUCAUGGCCCGAUCUGGUUCCAAGGGUUCCACUAUCAAUAUCUCCCAGAUGACUGCCCUUGUCGGACAGCAGUCUGUUGAGGGUAAGCGUAUUCCUUUCGGAUUCAAGUACCGCACCCUGCCACAUUUCACAAAGGAUGAUUACUCUCCCGAGUCUCGUGGCUUUGUUGAGAACUCGUACCUGAGAGGUCUCACUCCAUCUGAGUUCUUCUUCCACGCCAUGGCUGGUCGUGAGGGUCUCAUUGAUACCGCUGUCAAGACUGCCGAAACUGGUUACAUUCAACGUCGUCUCGUCAAGGCUUUGGAAGAUGUCAUGGUCAAGUAUGAUGGAACCGUCAGGAACUCUCUUGGUGACAUUGUUCAAUUCAUCUACGGAGAGGAUGGUCUGGAUGCCGUCUACAUUGAGAAGCAGAGAGUUGACUCGAUCAACAUGUCCGACUCAGCAUUCGAGGAGAGAUACCGCCUCGACGUUAUGGACCAGGCCAACCCGCUUCCUGCGGACAUGCUUGAGCACGCUAGCGAACUCAUGAGCGAUGUCAAGGUGCAGCAUCUUCUUGAUGCCGAGUGGGAGCAGCUGAAGGUUGACCGAAAGAUGCUUCGUGAGGUCAACUUCAAGAAGAAGGAUGAUGAGUCUAUGCAGCUGCCGCUGAACGUUGUCCGCAUUCUCGACAGCGCAAAGCGCCUCUUCAAGCUUGAUGACUCGCAACGUAGCGACCUUCACCCAAAGCAUGUGAUUGAAUCUGUCCGAAACUUGCUCGACAAGAUGAUGAUUGUCCGCGGUGAGGACAGCUUGUCUAUUGAGGCCCAGAAGAACGCAACUCUCCUCAUUAAGGCUCAGCUCCGCCAGCGCCUGGCCUUCAAGCGUGUGGCUAUCCACCAGAAGCUCAGCAAGCUUGCGUUUGACAAGGCUGUCGGUGAGUUGGAGUCGCGCUUCACCCAUGCUCUGGUCAACCCCGGCGAGAUGGUCGGUAUUCUUGCCGCCCAAUCUAUCGGUGAGCCUGCUACGCAGAUGACGCUCAAUACUUUCCAUUUUGCCGGUGUGUCGUCCAAGAACGUCACACUUGGUGUGCCGCGUCUAAAGGAAAUUCUUAAUAUCGCGACCAACAUCAAGACACCAUCCAUGGUUGUGUACCAGGAAGGAGACAACCCCAGUCAAGAAACCGCCAAGCUUCUUAGAAGUGCGGUCGAGCAUACCAACCUGCGCUCUGUCACUGCGGCGACUGAGAUCUACUAUGAUCCAGACCCAGAAAACACCACUAUUGAACAAGAUCAAGAUAUGGUUGACUCGCAUUACAUGGUUCCUGACGAGAAUUCCGAGUCGCACGACAGCCUGUCGAGAUGGCUCCUACGUAUCAUUCUGGAUCGCCAGAAGAUGCUUGAUAAGGGCCUCAACGUUGACGAUGUUGCUGUUAGGAUCAAGGAGGAGUAUCCAAAGGAUCUCAAUGUGAUCUUCUCUGAUAACAACGCCGAGGAGCUGGUCAUUCGUUGCCGCAUGAUCACUCGCAUGGAGGGCAAGUACGAGGACGGCGAUAACUCGGAGCAGGAUGUCAGCUUGAAGAAGCUUGAGAACCACGUUCUGGACAGCCUCACCCUUCGUGGUGUGCCUGGUAUUGACCGUGCUUUCUUGAACAAGGAGACGAAGCUCGUCGAGACCGAAGAUGGAGCUUUGAUUGCCAGCAAGGAUGAUCCCAAGUGUCAAGAAUGGUACCUUGACACUAGUGGAACCGCCCUUGGCGCCGUUUUGUCUGUGCCCGGUGUUGACACUACUCGCACAUACUCCAAUCACUUCGUCCAGAUUCUUGAAGUCUUUGGUAUUGAGGCUGUCCGUUCCGCUUUGAUGCGUGAAUUGACCCAGGUGUUGGCUUUCGAUGGUUCGUACGUCAACCAUCGCCAUUUGGCUCUCCUGGUCGAUGUCAUGACCUCGCGUGGUCAUCUCAUGGCCAUUACCCGUCACGGUAUCAAUCGUGCGGAUACUGGUGCCCUGAUGAGAUGUUCUUUCGAAGAGACUGUGGAAAUUCUUCUUGAAGCUGCCGCCGUUGGUGAGCUUGAUGAUUGCCGUGGUGUUUCCGAGAACGUUAUUCUUGGCCAGUUGGCUCCUCUUGGCACUGGCGAGAUGGAGCUCAUGCUUGACCCAAAGAUGCUCGAGACCGUUGUCUCCGACAACGGCAGAAUGGGUCUCAUGUCUGGCCUUCCCGUCAAGGGCGGCUACGAGGGUGCCGCUACUCCCUAUGGCAGCGACUCCCCAAUGGCGGACAGCGGGUACAUCGGAACUCCCGACUACGCUGCUGGAUUCUCUCCAAUCAGCAGUGGUGGAAGCGAGAGUCCAAGUGGCUUUGGCGGUCUUACAGAGUACGGUGGUAUUACUCCAGGCUAUGGCGCGGCUUCUCCAUACAGUGGCGCGCGCAGCCCAGGUGGCUACUCCCCAACCUCGCCAUUCGGCGUCAGCUCUCCUGGAUUCAGUCCUACCUCGCCACGCGGAUACUCGCCUACUUCUCCAGCUAUGGGCAUGACCUCUCCCGGCUUCGCGCCAACCUCCCCAUCGUUCUCGCCUCAGAGUCCGGCUUUCACUCCCACUUCUCCAAUGUACAGCCCCACUUCGCCAUCGGGUAUGCAGCACUACUCCCCAACCUCGCCAUCUUUCUCUCCCACCUCGCCCAGCUACAGCCCGUCGUCGCCACAGUUCUCGCCGGCUAGCCCUCUUUACUCUCCUACAUCACCUGUUUUCGGUGGCGGCAAGAGCAAGACUAGUCCUAUGAGCCCCAACCAGACUAGCCCGACGAGCCCGGUGUACAGCCCCACGAGUCCAAGCUGGAGCCCGACAAGCCCGAGGUACAGCCCGACUAGUCCAGCGGCCUUCUCGCCAACCAGCCCGCAGUACAGUCCUACAUCCCCUACCUCACCUAAGCAAGACUGAACGGCAAUUCGCGAUUCAUGAUCUGCUUUGUACCAUCAACCCAUACACCAAAAGAAAGAACGAUGGGCGUGGCGAUACCUGGUUUCGCCCUGUCCAUUUCCCCGCGUCGAGAUCUUGAUUUCUUCGUUAUUUGCUAUUUUUUGUAUUUUGCGCGUUUUCAGAAAACGGGGGCGUUAAUUGCGGGGUGCAUCUGCGUCUUGCUGUUGUUUAUUUAUUGAGGGCCGACCAGAAUGGAGUGCAUGAAAGGAAGCGUGGGUGGAGCGCGAUUAGUGAGAGGAGGGAGACGAGACGAGAUGAGUUAAAUUGCUUUCAAUAGAUGGCUGCGCAUGCAUUCGCGGGAGAGGAAAAAAUUGAGAUGCGAUGGGGCCUCAGUGGAGUGGUUUGAUGGUGGAGCCUCUUUCGAUUACUUGCUUUGGGGGAAAGCGCGAGAGGGGCUGGGUUGUUUGUGUAGCUGUGUAUAAUCUAGAGUGCGUAUGUGGGGCCUACGAGGGGAGUUAGUUCGUGGUCCAUCGCUGGACGUGGCGGAUGGAGCGGCAGAGGUCGACAGAUUCCAUAGCAUAUGAGUCCAAUGAGAUGAAUAUAAUCACUUUGAUGUGCUCAUUGUGGAUGUGAUUUGUUUGCUGGACCUUUUCUUAUAUGGGUCAAUCACAAUGCUGUUCUUCGUGUGGG
This is a messenger RNA of Pseudogymnoascus verrucosus, 6252 nucleotides long. It is a transcript of the gene RPB1, whose product is annotated as DNA-directed RNA polymerase II subunit rpb1. The record is from RefSeq and is a predicted model, not a curated record. NCBI's taxonomy places the organism in Eukaryota, Fungi, Ascomycota, Leotiomycetes, Thelebolales, Thelebolaceae. Bases 397 to 5583 code for a protein of 1728 amino acids. Gene Ontology annotation, biological process: transcription by RNA polymerase II. Gene Ontology annotation, molecular function: DNA binding. The transcript is spliced from 3 exons. Gene Ontology annotation, cellular component: RNA polymerase II, core complex.